GUUCAAGCUAUACACGGUCAGUAUAAUUAGUAAAAAUAACAGUCACGAGAGUCACAAGUAUUCAGUGCUCAGUAAAACCAUCACUCUUCAUCGUUAAGACACACGACUACUUGACACCAAGAACAGAGAUACUGCAGCGGUACACCAUGGCAGCCCGCACCUUCCUCAUCGUCGGCGCGACCGGCCAGCAAGGCAGUUCCGUCCUCUCAGCGUUAUCCAAGCUGCUCUCCUUAUCCUCAUUCUCAUCCAGCCCGGCCCCCAAGAUCCUAGCCUUGACUCGUUCGGCAAAAUCGGCCAAAGCCCAGACUCUAACGACCAAGUACCCCCAACUGAACAUCACGGUUGUGGAAGGCGACGUCAAAGACCCCACGCCCAUCUUCGAGGCCCACCCGGGGAUCAACUCCGUCUUUGCCUACACUAAGCCGCCCAACGAGGAACCGCAGGCCAUCCCAUUGAUCGACGCCGCGGCGGCGGCGGGCUUGUCCCAAAUCGUCUUCUCGUCUGUCGAGCGAGGCGGCGACAAAAGGUCGUGGGACAAUCCCACAGAUGUACCGCAUUUCCUACAGAAGCACAACAUCGAACUGCAUCUGAAGCAGAAAGCGGAGCAGAGCCACGGCAAAUUGGAUUGGACCAUCCUCCGCCCCACAGCAUUCUUUGAUAACCUCAAUCCGGGAACGUUCGGCAAGGUGUUUGCGAGUCUAUGGGCGACGAUGCCGGAGACUACGAAGUUGCAAUUGGUAAGCUGCCGGGAUAUUGGGCUGUUUGCUGCGAAGGCGCUGUUGGAGCCGGAGAAGUGGAGUGGGAGGGCGGUCGGGUUAGCAGGGGAUGAGAUGACGCUAGGAGAAGCGAGGAAUAUUUAUAGACGAGUGGUGGGAAGAGAGUUGCCCGAGGCAUGGGGUCCCGUGGGUCAGGGAGUUCGAUGGGCAAUUGGGGAUUUGAGCAAGAUGUUUAAUUUCUUCGAGAAAAACGGGUAUGGGGUUGAUAUUAAGAAUUUGAGGGAAGAGGAGUCAGAGCUACAGGAUUUUGAGACGUGGUUGAAGCAGAGUAGUAAACAUGAGGUCAGGGAGGAUUGAUUCAGGGGGUAAACUGAUGUGUCCCGUGAUAGGUUUUGGCUGAUUUGGCUUGUACAAGGCUUGUACGAUAUGACGAGGGCUCCCGAAUUAGGUAUAUGUGUCUCGCAUUCACGAAAUCACGGUGUUUUAUGAG
Molecule: messenger RNA, 1206 nt
Organism: Pseudomassariella vexata
Lineage: Eukaryota; Fungi; Ascomycota; Sordariomycetes; Amphisphaeriales; Pseudomassariaceae
Exons: 1
Coding region: 147-1073 (308 amino acids)
Source: RefSeq, a predicted model, not a curated record